ACAGAAGGCAGUAAACAGGCAGUGUGCUGGGCUGCUCCUUCUAAGAUGGAUACAACAAGUAAGGCUCCAUCUAAGCUGAUGGCAGAUGCCCAGAAAAUUCACAAGAAGAAUGUCAGCAAUGAUGAUGGUGAAAGAGUUCACAUUCCUGAUAACUUUGAGGACUCAGAUUCUGACAAUGACUCUUUUGCUAUCAAACUAUCUAUGUUGGCUGGUCUGGAAACUGAGGGUCAAACUUCCAAGCAAGUUCUAGGGGAACCUUCUGAACAAAUCUGGUUUGUGAAUGAGAUCAAUGCUGUGAAUAUUGAAAAGCCAACUGAGAAAGUUUUGACUGGUAUCACUGAGGUUGAAGGACAUACAAGCAUUGUGAAAGCUUCUCAAUCUGUGUGUUCUCCUGAGAUUUUCAUACCUGAUGAUAAUAUAAUUACAACUCAAGAAAGUGUUGGUAUGGAGCUUGACAAGGAGUCUUCGGUUGUAGAGGCUCUAGAUCAACCCAACCACAAAAUGGAAAAUGAUGUUGAAGCAGCUCAAGUUCAAGAAAGAAGGAGGAGUGAAAGGCUCAAGAAAGAUACAACAGUCCAUACUAUGGAGAAAGCUGAAAAGAGGGCUCAGAAGGCUAAUCUGGAAGGUUUGUAUGAGGAUCUGGACAAGGAAGAACUGUCGGCUGGUGCUGAGACAAUGCUGAAGAUUGCGCUGCAAUUGGUGGGUAAAGCUAAAGGUCCCCAAGAUCAAGAAGUGAUAAACGGAAGAGAUGCUGAUGCCGAAGACCACUGAUUGUCCUACGGCUCUGUGGUUGCUGUUUUGCUACCCUUUGUUUUGCUGGAGUAGCUGGAAGUCUACUUUUACCCUGGAUGUAAUCCUUCUGGUUAGUUUCCUUUUGUCCGGUGGCGUUGAGAGAUUAGUUGAGAAUGCUGUAGUUCGUCCUUUUUGGGUAGUAGUAAGUGUUGGUCUCUAGAUUUCUGAUCCUAUCUAAACUCUUUGUACGAACUGUAUUUCCGUU
Messenger RNA from Sorghum bicolor (sorghum), 997 nucleotides. RefSeq lists its product as uncharacterized. The record is from RefSeq and is a predicted model, not a curated record. Bases 46 to 771 code for a protein of 241 amino acids. Lineage: Eukaryota; Viridiplantae; Streptophyta; Magnoliopsida; Poales; Poaceae. The transcript is spliced from 2 exons.